Drosophila ficusphila is the source of this 3048-nucleotide messenger RNA. It is a transcript of the gene Ars2, whose product is annotated as serrate RNA effector molecule homolog. Lineage: Eukaryota; Metazoa; Arthropoda; Insecta; Diptera; Drosophilidae. Gene Ontology annotation, biological process: primary miRNA processing; mRNA processing. Gene Ontology annotation, cellular component: nuclear body. The record is from RefSeq and is a predicted model, not a curated record.
GUUGCUUAGAAGUGGUCACACUGAUAGACAGACGCGCCGUUUUGCAGAAAAAUUACUUACAGGCAGCCCAUAAUGGCAGAUUCGGACGACGAGUACGACCGUAAGCGGCGGGACAAGUUCCGUGGAGAACGCAGUGAUAGUUAUCGAACAGAGCGCCGUGACGAGCGCCGUCCUGUUGGCGGUUCUGCCGGCGCUCGCGACGAGUGGUCAGAACGCAAUCCCUUCAGGGGCGGGGCUUCCGCAGGCGGCGGCGGAGGAGCCCGCCACAGACCGGACUACAGCGACUACCGGGGUCCUGGGGCUAGACCCCGCUAUGGUUCACCUGGUCGGGAUCUGCCGCCCGCCAAGCGAAUGCGGCCUGACUGGGGCGACGGAGAGGCACGGGCCAAUCCGAGGUUCGGGGGAUAUGACCCUUACUUGAUGCAGGCCUGGAACGACCACUACCAGUCCAUACACUCGGCAUACUCCCACGGUCAUGCCCCACCUACUCGGGAGCCAGUUAGCAGUGGCAGCGACACCCUGACCCAGCCCGCUAUGCUCAACCUUAAACAGUUCCUUGAUACCCAGGACGAAAACAUAUCUGACUCGGAGGUUAUGCGCAAGUACACCGAAUAUAAAACGGACUUCAAGCGGCAGCAACUUAACGAGUUUUUCGUGGCCCACAAGGACGAGGAAUGGUUCAAAAAUAAAUAUCACCCUGAAGAUAGUGUAAGGCGAAGCGAAGAGCAGCGAGGCUUUUUACAGAGGCGCACGGAUGUUUUCGUGGAAUUGCUGGAGAACGGCACUAUUGGAGGGGUCAAGGUGGAUUCUUCACAAGGUGAUGCACUGAUACGUGUACUAGAUACCUGUGUUAUAAAGCUUGAAGGCGGCACUGAUGAGGAUCUCAAAGUGCUUGACGAGAAGCCCAGGGAGGCGGUAACCUAUGAGCGAAAGGCGGAGCCCACAGACUCUGUCAAAUUAGCAGAGGAAGAAAUAAAGAGCCCCAAAGAAGAGAAACUGAAUGAGGAUGAUUCGUUGCCCAUGGUUGUGUCACCGCAGCGCAAAACUGUGAAACCUGUCAACUCUGAUGACGAGAACUGGGAUGAAGAGGAAACGGCAACUGCGCCCCUCAAGCAAGAGGUGAAGGAGGAUUCAAAGGCCACUGGUUCCAGUAUUGAGGAAAAAACCAAUGAAAAAAAGGCAAAGAAGCGCAAAAGGAAUAGCAGCGAUGAUGACAGCUCCUCAUCUGAUACCGAAUCCAGCUCUAGUUCGGAUGAUGAGAAGCUUAAAGAGAAAUACGAUGUGGAAGAUGGGUUACGGAGGGAGCAAAAAGCCGAGGCCGAAAAGGACAGACAAGAAUCGACCAAAGCUAAGCAAGCCCCGGAGAGUCCAACCCCAGAAGCGACAGUUGAAAAGGAAAUUUCUGACCCUGAAGAACCGACCGCCAAAGGCGAUGCUAGUAAAAAAGACGAAACAGAAAAGGCACCGGAACCUACUUCGAGUACGCUUAAGGAUGCGGAAAACGGAGACCUAAACAAAAAGGAUGGAAGUGACGAAAAACCUUCGGGUGAUGAAAAAAAGAUUGUGGAAACCGAGACCAUAGACCUGGACAAAUUAAAAGAUGGUCAGCCAAGGGCUCUGCAUCGCACUUCCUCUAUCUUCCUGCGCAACUUGGCUCCUUCCAUAACAAGAGCUGAGAUCGAGGCGGUAUGCAACCGUUUUAACGGCUACCUCAGGGUGGCCAUUGCAGAUCCAUUAGUAGAACGUCGUUGGUAUCGCCGUGGCUGGAUAACCUUUAUGAGGGACGUUAACAUCAAAGAGAUUUGCUGGGGCCUGAACAACCAGCGACUGCGAGACUGCGAAAUGGGUGCUAUUGUCAAUCGAGAUUUGAGUCGUCGAGUACGACCAGCAAACGGUAUCACCGCGCACAAGCAGGUGGUGCGCUCAGACAUAAAACUAUGCGCAAAGAUCGCUCUUAAUCUGGACGAAAGGUAUAGGCUGUGGACGGAUAAUACUUCUGCUAACAGUGUGAGCGAAACCUCGGCGAAUGGUAGCGGCGCCACGUAUGGCUUCAAUUCAAAAAAUCCGGUGCUUCAAAACAUCACCGACUACCUCAUCGAAGAGGCGUCCGCAGAGGAAGAAGAGCUUCUCGGGCUAACUGGCGAGAGCAAGGACAGCGAGGGAGAGCCCAUUGAGCGAGACGAGCAAUUAAUAGCCGUUCUGGACCGCCUGGUGCUUUACUUACGAAUCGUUCACUCCGUGGACUAUUACAACCACUGUGAGUACCCAUACGAAGACGAGAUGCCCAACCGCUGCGGCAUCAUUCACGCCCGUGGUCCAGCUCCGGCUCGGGUUACGAGUAACGACGUGCAAGAGUAUAUCAAGACGUACGAGAGCAAGCUGCAGCAAUUCCUUACCAAGAUCGUGUUACUGAGUGACGAUGAGAUUAAGGACCUGGGCGCCAAGGACGCUGAGACCGAGGUUGAAAAGUUUGUGCAGGCCAACACUCAGGAGUUGGCUAAGGAUAAAUGGCUGUGCCCGCUUUCGGGCAAGAAGUUCAAGGGGCCCGAGUUCAUUCGCAAGCAUAUCUUUAACAAGCACGAGGAAAAGGUCGAAGAGGUGCGCAAGGAGGUGCAAUACUUUAACAACUACUUGCGAGAUCCAAAGCGCCCGCAGCUGCCCGAACAUCCUGGAAGUUCUAAGCGACCAGACUCUGAGUCUGCACGAGGAGGCGGUGGAGGUUACCGCCAACCAAUGUACCCACCCUUUUCGGCAAUGCCUUAUGGCUUUGGCCCACCCAUGAUGGGUGGCGGCCGUGGAGGACGCAACUUUCCUCCCGUUCGCAGACCCGGUGGUUUUGAUUAUCGACCCAGAUCACACUACCGGGACUUGGACGCGCCGCAAGAACCGUACUAGAACUAGUUGUGCGCAGAUCACAAGCUAAAUCAAUUGUAUUUAUCACAUUAACUGUAAACACUCAAAUUAAGUUAUCUGAAUUGACGCCUGUUUUGUACGGUAUACUUUUGUAUUUAACGGAAAAAAGCGAAUAAAGUGCAAAUGAAAAGCGAA